AUGUCUGGCACUGCCCCUUCCUCCAGGCCACCGAUAUUGUUGACUUCACCGUCAGCCCUUGCUCGGAGCGUCUAUGUGCGGUUCUUAUCACUCUGGACACCGUCCUUCGUCCGGUCGAUGCUCUACGGCCAAGUGCUCAGCGUAGCUCUCACGUCUGUAUCUGUUUUAACCACAGAACUAGUCGAUCGCAACUGGGUACUCCCGAGUACCCAAGUGUUUUUCUCUUACGCCUCCAUGUUUAUUGUAUACACACCCUACACGGUAUACAAGUGUAUGCCUGUCUACCACUUGUCCCGUGUGCGAAUACCUGCUGAUGAGUCGUAUUGUCAAGAUGGGAUGAAAGGGUGGUGUAAACUAAUCGUGCAUGAUGGAUGGAAAUACCUCAUCCUGACGCUCGGUGACUUUGAAGCAGGGUAUCUGUACAUCAAGGCGUUUGGAUACACUGACUUGAUGUCAUGCAUGCUGCUUGACGCGUGGACUAUACCCGUGUGCGUGCUGGCCUGCUGGGCAGUAAUGCAUGUUCGUUACCACUGGACACAAGUCUUGGGGGUAGUCAUUUGCAUUGGCGGCCUGGCGCUGCUCGUGACAUCAGAUUUGCUGACUGGUAAAAAUGGUGAUGCCACACGCAGUGGUGAGGGCGAUGGCUUCAUGCUCGCAGCGUCCACACUUUAUGGUUUCGUCAAUGCGGUGGAAGAGUUUCUCAGUACGGCGCUCACCGUUGUCCUGGGACAGAUGGGCCUAUGGGGUAUGGUGGCGAGCUCCGUACAAUCCUCAAUACUCGAACGUCAAAAGUGGAAAACAUCUACAUGGGAUGGAGUUACAGCCGGGCUCUUGAUUGGACAAACAAUUACGACAUUCACCACAUAUUCGAUACAAAUGAUGCUGUUCCGCAUGGCCUCAUCGCCGUUCUUUAAUAUCUCACUGCUCACUAGCGACUUCUAUGGCUUGCUAUUCGGUCUUUUUCUCUUCCAUUACUCGCCAUACUGGCUAUACUUUGUCGCCUUUGCGAUUGUGAUUUUUGGACUUGUCAUUUAUUUCUGGCAUGCAACACCGGAAGAGCAGGGAAUGACAAAAAUCGAACUUCCUAAAUACCUCAAUACCGAGAGUGAGACCAGUGUGGAGGAUGACGAAGGAUAG
Molecule: messenger RNA, 1137 nt
Organism: Pisolithus orientalis
Lineage: Eukaryota; Fungi; Basidiomycota; Agaricomycetes; Boletales; Pisolithaceae
Exons: 13
Coding region: 1-1137 (378 amino acids)
Biological process (GO): transmembrane transport
Cellular component (GO): membrane
Molecular function (GO): transmembrane transporter activity
Source: RefSeq, a predicted model, not a curated record